Molecule: messenger RNA, 6172 nt
Organism: Procambarus clarkii (red swamp crayfish)
Lineage: Eukaryota; Metazoa; Arthropoda; Malacostraca; Decapoda; Cambaridae
Biological process (GO): ubiquitin-dependent protein catabolic process
Cellular component (GO): ubiquitin ligase complex
Molecular function (GO): ubiquitin protein ligase activity
Source: RefSeq, a predicted model, not a curated record
AAGCACUGGGGAGGAUGGGAAACUGCUUGAAAAGUCCCUCGUCGGACGACAUCUCUCUCCUGCAAGGGUCUGAGAGCGUGGCCAGGGAAGGCCCUUCGUCCUCGGACCUGGUCAUUGAGGGUGACUCAGGGCCUCAGGUGUUGUGAACGACAUAGGAAAGAGAAGAGAACGAAGAGGAGAGAUAUGAUCACAAACUUCCACAUAAUAGUGCUGAAAUAAUGGAAUAUAUAUUUCUUAAAUUUAAUUUUGGAAGUGUGUAUUAAUAAUACAGUAAUAACAAUAAUUUAUGAAAGCUUUACAGUAAAGCCCCCUCAAGAUCAUACAAAAAGUUGCCAAAAAUGACAUAUAUCAAUGGAAAUUUAUGUUAAAAACAUUAAUUACCUAUGGAAUCAAGAAAUGCUUUGUAGUAGAAUACCAUCUUCACUACAUGCAUUAUGGAUUUGUGUGUAUGUGUGUUCCACUAUCUGGGAGCGAGAGAAGAUUGAAUAAGUAAUUCUAAAUCUCUCCUGUACAUAGUAGGAAAUGUUGCCCUCAACUUCUUCCCCAGUAGAGAAUGCACCUACACCAUUGUCUCUCUCAGGCAAUCUUGUCUGCCAGCCUCAACAUUUAGGCCAUGCAAAAGCAGGACAGGUGACAGAUGAACCAAGAGAAGAAUGCCCAGUAUCACCCAAGGGGGAAUUUGGGAUGUGCAGAGUAGAUGACAUUGGCCAGGAGAGGGGGGAUAUGAUGCCACCUCCAGAUUUAUGUGCCAGUGAUGGACUGAAUUGUGGUGAACUGCAGAGAUGGAAUAAUAGAUCUUGUGAUGUCGAUACAGAGGUCACUAUUGCUCAAGCUGCCUGUGAUACUGCAUUUGUGACAAGCAUGUCACAGAGUGGAGAUAAAGGGGAAGAGACUCAGGAAGGAGCUUGGAGUCUCCCUCCUCACUUGUAUGGAGACCCUUCAGGUGUGUUAGAAGAUUCUUUUGAAGAUUGUGUGACAGUUGGGACCAAGGCAAGUUUGCCUGACCUAUGUGAUACUAGUAGUGGUGCACGCAGCCGUGUACAUCUUGGCUGUGGGUUGCAAAAUGAUAAUGACAAAGAUUUUGUGUGUAAACUUUUAUCUCCUUCAGCAGGAGGUCAACCUGGUGAUGGUUCUGCAAAAACCACUUCAGUCUCUCAAAGUGAUGGUAAAUGCAAAAAUGUGGAUGAGGAUAUGACGGAAGUAGAGUCGUUUAGUUCUAGUACGAAUAAUGAUUCUGGAGAAACAAUUGUUACACACGGUGAGAAUGGAGCAAACACGAGAUUUUCUGCAGCUGAUAGUGAUAAAGCCAGUGCUGUGAAUUGUGAACUUGGUAAUGAAGAAACUGAUACUUCCAUUACGGACGAAGAAAAGUGUAAUAGUAGGGGUGAUUGUAGUAUAGGAGAGAAAGUAAACACCGGCGACAAUUUUGAUUUUGGGCAUAAAGAUUCUUGUGAACCUGAAGGGGCAGCUGGCCCGUUAGAAGAUUAUCUUCUUCAUGAUAACCAACAAAUAUCUUUAGUGGCUUGUGGCAUAACUCAGUGUGAUCCGAGUUUUCAGCAGGAUGUCGAAAUGGAAGACAUCUCUGAAGACGAACAAGGCAUUAAUCUAAUUAAGCACAAUCUUCACCACUCCAGUCACCCUAUGUUUAACAAAUGGCCGUGCUACUUCUACAUAACUCGGGAGCAUCUGCCCAGCUUCUCCAUAGAUUCUCAUGGAAGACAUAUUGGAUCUUUGAUGCUGCCUGAUGCUGGUCUGCCUGACUCAUGUCUGAUGUCUGUCACCCGGGCCCAGGUCCUCUCGUCAUGGCUACUUCUGUUACGGGAGGCACCUGCCAUGUUUUUUCCUUCACCGUCUGUAAGUCGACCAGCAUCCCAGUUGACCGAGGAAGAGCAGGUGAAGAUUGCCAAGCGAAUGGGGUUAAUAACGCAUCUUCCUUGUGGAAUAUUUGAUGGCACUAAGAAGAGUGGAGAGUGUGUGAUCUGCAUGAUAGACUUCACGGUGGGGGAUCGAGUGCGUUAUCUACCAUGUAUGCAUACGUACCACACAGAGUGCAUUGACGACUGGCUAAUGCGCUCUUUUACAUGUCCAUCAUGCUUAGAACCUGUGGAUGCAGCUCUGCUUAAUACCUAUGGGACUAGCUAGCCAUGUGCAGCUAAUAGAAAGGGUUUGCUCAGGAUUUCCUUUCAUUUGUUCCUGGCUAACAGGCGAUAUUGGUACUGAUUUUAGAGGUUACUUAAAUUGCACUUGACAAAGGUAUGUGAUAGCUAUCUAUCACUUGUUUAUCUUAGCAUUUUGUAGGGGAUCCUUUAUAGUGAAGAUUAGCAGAAAUUGGUAAAUACUCUAAAUAUUCAAUAUUUUUGUUAGUUCAUACAUGUGAUUAACAAUCCUGAAGUACCUACUGCAGUUAAAUUGUUUUGGAUACAAACUGAAUACAUGUUCCUCUGUAGUUCCUGUUUAUAUUAAAUGUAUUAAGUUUGAUUUUUUUUUAUGUCGAGAGAGCAAUGCCUCCAAAACCUAGCUUCACAUUAGCAAAGAUGGGCUUAGAAAUACUUUUCUCUGGCUUUGUAUUUUUUUCUUGUGCAAAACAUACAUUGGAAUAGAUGUGCUUUUACAUUGUACUUUGUUGAGUUAUUUAAAUAAAAAAUAUAAAUGAGUGAGAGGGUGUGCAGGGUCAAAUAUAGCAUGAGGGAGGGCGACUCACGACUUUAGUUAAGGAUUUUACACAGUCAGACAGGCAGUCAUAAGGCAAACAAUUAGAAAAGUUUUUAAUUAUGUCGUAAAUUAUGCCGAAAACUGCCUCACGAGUGUAUAAACAAUAGUUAUACUCUAAACAGUAACAUCCAUCGGGGUAUAAGAUAGCAUGCGUAAAAAAUGGAUGGAACUUGGGAUAAUUGCUCGCAGAACAGUACUGUUAAUGACUUGUUGCCUUUGUGGUUACCAACAUUUUUCCCAAUUUGUAGUUAACAGUUGCAUAAGGUGGUUUACAAAUUUUUUUUUAUGCUUGAUAGUCUCUUGUAAUAUAAAGACAAUUUACAGCUAUAUGAAAAGAAUUGCUUCAUGCUUCAUCCAGUGGAAGGAGAAUGUGUGCUGCAUUCUGUACAUUGCAUGACUUAAGUCUAUAGUGGCUCUUGGCUCGAGUUGUACAAUGUGUCUUUAUUAAACAAAUAUGCAGACUAUAGUGUAGUAUAUAAAUUCUUAAUAACAGCAUGGUCAAAGACUGUAUUACCAUAGUAGGUAGUGGUUACUUUGUAUUCUUGUAUGUGGAGAAGUACAUCAAACUUGGUAUUUUGUUUAAACAAAAUUUGUAUUGUACAGCUUCAAAGCUCUUGUGUACAUUCGUGCAUACUAGGCAGGUUAUAUUAGCUGGUUUAAUUUAAAUUGUCCUGGGUAAAAGCAUACCAAUAAUAGUAGCAUUUUUGUCAAAAAUAAGAUUUGAGUGUUAUUUAUUAUCAUUCUACAGACUAGUUUUGAUCCCACAGUUGAUAAGAGUUGUAGGGUUAUAUAUUAUCUGAUUCAGUACGUAAAUAUCUGCUGGGCAUUAUCAAGAGCUACCUUUAACAAUUGUUACGUAUACAGUAAGUGUGUGAUAAAAACGAUUUAUCAUGGAGUUUGCUAAGCCCUUUGGUGACGAGUAUUCCUCUGGAAUUAUCAAGAUGACAUUGUCAGAAGCUAAUAAUAUGCAACAAGCUAACUACCCAAAUAUCACAUUUGUAUAUGUAUAUACAAUAAGCCAAAGCAGCACAUGUAAGAGCCUACAUAUUAAAACGGCAUCAUUCAUAUUUUUCGCUGCUUUAGAUUGUCAUGUUUGUUCCGCUCAGAUCCUUAACCUUUGAAAUACACACAUCAUCUUAAGAAGAUCGAUCCAUGGUACAUAUAUCAUGCCAAGGCAUUUUAGGUACUUUGCAACAAUUGAAACUAUUGCGGGUGCACAGGGUUCCCAAUUAUGCAAGGCCUCCAAUAAAUAUCUAUCUUGAAAAGUGGACAAGAUUUUUUGGAAAUAUUUCCUCUCCUCAAGGCAUGGAUUUUAACACUACAGGAAGGCCAAAAAAAAAAAAAAACUUUUUAAUUGUUUAUUUGCCUAGAGAUACUUAAUUUAUCUUACACGCAUUUCAAGUGUUAAGGCCAAGACAGUAUUAGAACUUGUAUAUGUCUUAACCACCCUACUUUUCUUUUUCCAUCUCUCCAUACCACUCUUGUUUUGUCUGAUGUCUUUCUCAGAGUUGCCUUGUGCCGAGGCUCAUCAUACACUUUAAUUUGUAUACUGUAAUAUCAUUUCCUGCUGCCUGUCCCACAAAGUCAGUGUUGUUGACAUAGAACAUAGCCCCAAUUGCAUCCUUCCUUCCUUGCUCCUUAUUAUUUAUAUAGGCAUGUCAAAAAGAAUUGCAUUUUUUAAGAUUCAAGUUUUAUGAAGACCGAAGCAACAUUUAAUAUACAUAAAAUGAAAGUAAGAUACAGGGGUAAUGGUAUAUGUAUCAAGUUUUUACUAAUUUUCUGUAUAAAAAUAUAUUCCUUAGGCGAUCAUGAAAUUGUUUUCAUCUCUCCAUGUUGAUGGUUUUGUUAGUCGGUACUUUCCAGUAGGUCUUGAGGAUUUAGGAAGACCAAACUAGCAACAGAGGCACAUGGAGACUGGUUUAAAUGAUAGAGAACAAACAUACAUGAUACUUGGAAGAUCAUAUAUUGUGACUUAACAAUGAUGAGAUUUUAUUUUUUGUAUUACCAGUACAGUGUAUAUACAACGUGCAGAACAUGGAAUAGCACAUAACCUGUUUAUAUCUUUCACAGGAAGCUUUAAGGAUGGUUGUACAGUCAAUAUCCCAGCCCAGUCUUUUGAUUUCUUCCCUGUAAAAAUUGCAAUGGUUUAACCUAAUCCCAAGUGUGAAACACUACCCAUCCCACCUAACCUACCAGAGCUGAUACUCAUCAGUAUUGCUAUAUUUUUAAUUCCCCUAAAUCACACACAAUUUUACGGUGGCUAUGAUUCUGUGAAAGAUGUAGUGCAUUCAAUAAGUGGAUGGGUUGAAUAUCCAUCUUUAUAUAAUAACUUGGCCGAGCAACACAUUAAAACACGGGAAUUUUCAAUAUUUUAAUUCAUAUUUAUGGUGGGUAUUGUCAUUCACAGAAGAUCAUUAGCCAACGUUAGGCAUCCUAUGAAGAAUACUACAAGAAUAUUGUAGGUUCACUUAAAGUGACUAGGUCAAAUGGUCAGCCUCUAGUGGGAAGCCCACUGCCCCCCAUAUUAUCCAUAUCCCUAUUUCGUAGAUUCUCUGGUUGAUGAGACAAAAAUCUAGUUUAAUAGUGUUUUGGAUAAAGGGAAAGUGGGCUCUACUUCUCUUAACCUGGAACAUUUUGCCCCGUGUCUGUGACAGUAGAUACCCCAUAUGAAUCAAAUACGUUGAACCAGACCACACACUAGAAGGUGAAGGGACGAAGAUGUUUCGAUCCAUCCUGGACCAUCCUAGAGAAUGGUCCAGGACGGACCGAAACGUCGUCGUCCCUUCACCUUCUAGUGUGUGGUCUGGUUAACAUACUUCAGCCACGUUAUUGUGACUCAUCACCUGCAUAUGGAACCAAAUACAUAACCCAAAAAUGUAUGUGUUCUCUACAUAUACUGUACAGUGGUGCAUUCUUAUUAAAGUACUGUUACAGGUAUUUUUAUCUUGUGCAUCUAUUAAAAUACUUUCUAAAUAUAAAAAUGUAGAUGUAUCUUUGAUACCUGUAUGUCUUUCUGUACUUAGAAAAUAUUUGAAUAUUUAAUUUUUAAUAUGUACUAUACAUUGAAAUUACUUGCUGGACUCGGAAUAUGAUAGGUGGUACUAGGAUGAAAUUAUAAUAUUUGAACAUAGGGGAGUCACGAUCUUAAAAGUAAAAUGUGAACAUGUGAGUUUUUCACCUCGAUCGUUUUCCAGCAACUAGAGUAUUAGAAAUGUUGCCGCAACAAAGGAACAGUAAAAGUCUUAUGAGGUAACUCUUCAGGAUCCUGUUGAAUGUGUUUUGCUGUGAUAGACACAGACUUGUGGCCUGAAAGCAGCUAUUCCUGGCUUCAGGUUAGGCUGCAAGAAUAAAAAAUAGCUGUCUAAAUUGUCUAAAAGAAAAUCUCGCUCAUUUGUUCCUAUGUGCUUACAUUACCACGCGCAUUUCUUUCAUAUUUGAAAGCAUAAAUCAGCAUAAAUUU